This is a messenger RNA of Pungitius pungitius (ninespine stickleback), 2225 nucleotides long. Its product is annotated as regulator of G-protein signaling 8-like. NCBI's taxonomy places the organism in Eukaryota, Metazoa, Chordata, Actinopteri, Perciformes, Gasterosteidae. The record is from RefSeq and is a predicted model, not a curated record. The transcript has 5 exons. The coding region runs from base 210 to 734 and encodes 174 amino acids.
UCACACCAAUGAGCAUGCCGCGUGUAGCUUCCACUCUCUGGCAUCAGAAACACUAGACAUCUUCAGCUCUGCAGAUUCAUACAAAUACACAGCAGCGUUGGCUAGACGGAGGCUGAAUUUUGCCAAAACACACGUUGCAGUGAUAAAUAAGAAGGGGAGAAAGAGUCCAGCGUCUCUCGCACACAGCAGGCUCAAGCAGGACCAGCACCAUGAAAACCCGAUUAGGCUGCCUGUCCAACAAAUCUGACUCCUACAGCGACUUCUCUGAGUUCUUGCCUCCUGCUCACGAAACCACUGCCAGGUGUCUGAAAGUAUCAACGGAUGAGGUCGUUCGAUGGUCAGAAUCGUUUGACAACCUCCUGUCUCACAAAUAUGGCCUGGCUGCCUUCCGGACAUUUCUCAAGUCAGAGUUCAGUGACGAGAAUAUUGAGUUCUGGAUGGCUUGCGAGGAGUACAAAAAAAUCAAGAGCUCAACCAAGCUUGUGUCCAAAGCAAACAAGAUCUUUCAGGAGUUCAUUGAUAUCCAGGCACCCAGAGAGGUAAACAUCGACUACCGCACCAGGGAAAAGACCAAGCAGAGCCUGGAGGAUCCAUCCCCAACCAGCCUCAACGAGGUCCAAGGCAAAGUCUAUGGCCUCAUGGAGAAAGACUCCUACCCACGAUUCCUCAGGUCCAAGAUGUACCAGGAUAUGGUAAACCGGGCGAAUGCUCAUGGUCAGAGGAGGUCCGUUUGACUGAAACUCAUGAAAAUCACAACUGACAUCUAACUGGACCUACACUGUAAAUCACUAGUUAACCCUUUGACAUGAUCUCUGAAUACUGUGAAUCUGCAAGGAGGGGGCAACGUGCUUGACUGUUUCCUUUGUCCACACUAGCUCCAUGCAUGCAAUCCCUCUAGAAACAAAGUGUCUUUGUGGACUACACUCUUCACCGCACAAGAGAUUUGAUGAAGAUAAGCUGAAUUUUUCAGCUCCAGUUAGUGCUGGUUGAUAAAUAUGAUAGCUUGAAGGCCACUACUUUUUUUUAAAUCACAAUAUGCACUAAUUUAGGAGAAAUCAGACAUUUGUCAUGACGUUCGUAUGAUUGAAGAACACUAAUCUGACAGACUUAAACAGAGCAAGCAACAAUGGAAAGCUACAACCAACUUUUAAUAUAAUAUUGUUUUGUUGAAGUAUAAAAUAUUUAGAGAUGAUAUAUUGAGAUGCAGCUGAGAACUGAGGGCUGUUUUCAGUUUAAUGCAUUUCUAAUUCAUAUUGUAUGGAACACAGUAAAAUUCCACCUUUUAAACAAUAGAGAUGUUUAAAAUGUAUUGGUUUGAACAGCCAAUGUUUGUAAAAAAAAUUAUAAUAUUGCGGCAUUAAAAUUAGGUUGCUGUGAUCAUUUUUUUAAUCUGGAAAGAAAUAUGUAGAGACAUCAAUAUCUUUAAGGCUUUGUCACCCAGCACUAACAUUACUUAUCAUCUUCUUUAGGAAAUAGACACCGUUGUACGCAGGUGACUAGAUCUAUAGGGUAGUUUUGUGUUUACAUUGAACAAUGACGUGAGACAACACCUGAAACUGUGCCAAAUUUAGAUUGCAUUUAGACAUUAAUGUAACCUGUGUAUUGUAAACUCUUGCAGGUAUUCUAUGUGUAUGAGUAUAAUCGGGGUUGGGAUACGUUGUUUCCAAUUCACUGCUAUUCAGCGUGCAGAUAUAUGCUGUCAUCUUGAUGGUUCAUUUAAAAAUGACUACUUUCCUAAAAGUUUAGAAGUGACAAAGUAACGAGUAAGUACUUUGCUAAAAUGGAAAUUGUAGUUUAUUACAUCGUUCAUUUGCUACAAUUGAAAACCUAUAUUAGCCUCGUCAUAGUGGUGAAUUGAAGUAAAUGCCCCGAUCCCCAAGUAGUCUGUUCAAAAAUGUGUUGUGCAAAUUUCCUAAAUUUCAGCAUGAUGCAAUAAUACAAAAUAAAUAUUUAGAUAUUGUUCAACGUGUACAGUAUAUAACGAAAAUGUCUGCAAAAAAUGUCAGUAACAUGACAAUGUGUUUUUAAAUGUGCUCCCUCAGCAUUUGCACUCCUUUUUAAAAUAAGAAUUUGAAACAAUUUCAGGGAAGACAAAUAUUUUUAUUUAUUGCAUGUGCACUAUAAAAGGCCAAAUUGUUGGAUCUGCCUACAUGGUAUGGUACUGUGUCCCACAUGAAUGUAACCUCCCCACUAUAUUUUGCAAUUAAAAAAUGAAUCUGCAUCUA